This is a messenger RNA of Mus musculus (house mouse), 14516 nucleotides long. It is a transcript of the gene Sptbn5, whose product is annotated as spectrin beta, non-erythrocytic 5. The coding region runs from base 2866 to 13737 and encodes 3623 amino acids. Gene Ontology annotation, cellular component: cytoplasm; photoreceptor disc membrane; photoreceptor connecting cilium. The record is from RefSeq and is marked validated. Lineage: Eukaryota; Metazoa; Chordata; Mammalia; Rodentia; Muridae. The transcript is spliced from 67 exons. Gene Ontology annotation, molecular function: identical protein binding; dynactin binding; dynein intermediate chain binding.
GAACCCAGGACGGGGUCUUUAAAGGUGCACCUCAGUGACCUGCUUUCCUGUCUUCACCUUCAUCUGUGGAUAAAUUCAGAACCCUUAUGAUCCCAUCACCUCUCUACUGACCACGCCUUCAGACGUUUCAUAUGUAGCCCACCAUAAUGUAUCAUCCUGGUUUUCAAAGAAGCCACCUCAGAGUGUUUACACACUGGGGAAACACACACCUACUUGUGCUCUCCCUGGUUCUAAAGAGCCUAUUUGUAACUACCACACACAUUGGAUCACAAGACCCUCUGCAGGUGAGGGGAAGUAAGUGCUUCCGCUGGGUCCUGCCAUCGUCACCUCCCAGUGAAGCCCUGCUGAGCCCAAGGAGAAAGAAACUGCACUUGGGCUUGUUGAGGGUUAUGUAGGCAGAUGGCCAGGUAACCUACCGGCAGGACCCCAAAACAGCCUGAGUCUAUUCAAGUCAUCCCUGGUUCAAGAGUGUAUCAGGCACAUAGUAUUUAGCAAUGUAAAUCACACAAUGCCUCUAUCCUUUAAAAUCUCAUUUAAAAGUGUCAAUCCCCACUGCCACUAGCUUCUUGUAACUGUGUCCACUUUUUAAGAGGUAAGUGGUCCCUUGGGUCCAUUUUCAAAGGAGAUGCAAGAGUCUAGAGAGGUAUACCUCUUCUCCAUGCCAUCCCUUGUGACCCUAAUUCCUCCCUCAUCCUCUCUGGGAAAGAGGUCUCGUACUCCACUCGAGAGGUCAAAAGCCCACACUGAAGGACUGUGAGUAGUACUUGGGGAGGGGGGGUGCACCUCAAGGUCCUGUGCCUCUCAGGUGUAUACCACCUGCAGAAGGUGUUGGGCUUUUCCUCUGUCACCCAUGUACCCUUGUGAAGAUGCCAGCCUGGACUGUCAUUUAGCACAACAUAUUUUUUUUAUUAUCAUCCAGAGGCAUGAGGUUAGGGUAGAAUAGACUCCUCCCCUCUUUCCUGGAUGGAUCCAGAUUAGUUUAAGCCAAUUGGAGUAUUUCAUUCCCCCUAGUCACAGAUACCAGUUCAAAAAUACAUGUGUUUUCCUCAUCCCAUUUUCAACAGGUACCACCCCAGCACUUAGGAAGAUGUUCCACAUAGUCCCUCUGGGCUGGCAGAGAGGAGGUAUUGAACGAGGCAUAGGAAACCCAGAUCUGCAGUAACAAUGUUUGGGAUGCUGGAGCAAACAGCACCUGAAGUCCUGUUCCUGCUAGAUUGUUUUCAGUUACGGCCAGUUCACCCAUCUGUAUGUAUCAUUCAGUCCAGCUCAAACAGAAAGUUCAGUCUCUUGGCAAGGAUUUCAAAGACCAAUUGACCUUUUCACCAAGGGCUUCGUCACUCACUGCCAAUGAGGAGCUGCCCCUUGUACAAUAUGCAUUGGCUCUAGUUGCUGCUGAGCCAGGGGAGGGGGCAUGGGAAGGAGAGCAGUCCUCUAAUCCUGUCCAACAAUAUCUUAUUUAAAGAUUGAUUGUACUUUAUGUGUACAAGUGCUUGUCUGGUGUGUGUUCACUGCCUGACUAUCUGGUGCCUUCGGAAACCAGAAGAGGGCACCAGAUCUACUGGAACUGGAGUUGCAGAUGGCUGUAAGCCUCCUGUGGUGCUAGAAACAGAAUCCAGAUCCUCUGGAAGAGCAGCCAGUGCCCUUGACCACAGUCCCAUUUCUCCAACCCCACAUCUAACAACCAAACAGUCACCUCUGCUUAAACCUACCAACAAAGCAUGGUACAGUUCUGUCUGACCUCAGAUCUCACAAACCUGGAGGAGCUGAGGCCAGAGCCCCUCAAACCCAGAAGGCUUUCCCGAUGAAGCUUUCCCUUACAGAUGAGACUGGGCACCUUCAGGGUGCUAUGGCUGAAGACAAGGCUUUCCCUGCAAAACAGGAACUGGGCCUGGAAGACUGUAGCAUUUCUUCUAGAAUAUUCCUUAGAGCUGAUCAAAGUCUGGGGCAUCAGGCAGCCCAUGCAGAGGGCUUGUGCUGCAGUCAGGAAGAGCGAGCACCUGCCCCGGUGGUUACCUAUAACUAACUGAACUUGGGUCCCAGUCUCUGAGAUGGUUGUGUGUGAAUGUCUGAAGACUGGGGUGAGGGUGGGGGAGCCUACAGCACCUCAAGGAAGUGUCCCUGUGGCCAAGGCUUUUGAGAGAAGAGGUCAAGACUACUGACAGGAAGCCUGUGGGAAGGGGUUGUUGCUCAUAGAGGAGCUAUGAGCAGGAGCUGCUUCCCUGGGUACCUUCUGCCACAAUAAAUCUGUCAUUGGCUUCUCAAUACUUAGCUAAGCUGAGCUUGUGGCCCAGAUCUAUUCAAGACCUGGGAAUCUAAGCCCAAGACACUACAGCUUCCUGUGGCUAUUCCUAGUUAGAGAGAGGCUGUCAGACGGCUCCUUCAAUCAUCCUAGGAUGGGUGUGGAAGAGAAAGGGAGUCUACAGCUUUUAGCCAGAAAUCCUGAUCAUGGAUACCUCUCAUUAGACUUCAGCAUCCUGCAAUGUUCUCACUAGAGCCAACAAGACCCUCCUCACCUGCCAACAGUGGAAACAGCCAGGAGAUGGGGUAGAGGAUAAAGGAGGAGACCCCCUAGCAAUGAGCCUAGAGCAUUCUUGAGCCACCCUCUCCUGUCUGGGUCCCGCCCUGUAGCAGGUGGGAGGACAAUGCUGCUUGUGUGCUGACAGGCUGGCAAAGGGGAGGGCCAUACUGUGCCUCCAGCCUGACCUUUCUGGUUCCCUCCCUCACUCCCCAGGCUUUGCUAUUUUGUAUCUCCAUUCCAGCAGUGGGACCUCCUAAUGAGGACCCGGACAUCAACUGCCAAGCCGCAGCGUCCCUGACGAGAAGACCCAGGCCCAAAGCUCAGCCCUUCUGAGUUCAAGUUUGGCCAUGGACUCUGAGUAUGAGAUAGGCCAUGUCCGCAAGCUCCAGGCUCAGCAUACACACAUGCAGGAGAAGACCUUCACCAACUGGAUCAAUAACAUCUUCCGACUAGGACGGGUGGGCAUCAGGAUCCAGAACCUGUACACAGAGUUUGCUGACGGUGCCCACCUACUGCGGCUAUUGGAGCUUAUCUCUGGGGAGGCCCUACCAGCGCCCAGUCCGGGCCGCCUGCGCGUGCACUUCCUGGAGAACAACAGCCACGCCCUGGCCUUCCUCAGGGCCAAGGUGCCCAUUCCCUUCAUCGGGCCAGAGAACAUUGUGGAUGGGGACCAGUCACUCAUCCUGGGACUCCUCUGGGUCAUCAUUCUGCGUUUCCAGAUUUCCCACAUCUCCUUGGACAGGGAGGAGUUUGGGGCCAGUGCGGCUUUGCUGUCUGCCAAGGAAGCCCUGCUGGUCUGGUGUCAGCGGAAGACAGCCGGCUACACCAAUGUGGACAUCACUGACUUCUCCCGAAGCUGGAGUGACGGGCUCGGCUUUAAUGCCCUGCUCCACGCUCACAGGCCGGACCUGCUGGAUUAUGGCUCGCUGAGUCCAGACCGCCCUCUGUAUAACCUCUCCUUUGCCUUCCGAGUGGCUGAGCAGCAGCUUGGCAUUGCCCAGCUGCUCGACCCUGAGGAUGUGGCAGCCCUGCAUCCAGAUGAGUGCUCCAUCAUGACCUACCUGUCUCAGUACUACCACUACUUCUCCCGUCUGCAGCGGGGGCACACGGCCCAGAGGAGACUGGCUAAGAUCCUGCUGCAGCUGCAGGAGACGGAGGUAUUGCAGGCACAAUACAAGCAACUGGUGGCUGACCUGCUCUGCUGGAUUGAGGAGAAGAAGAUGCAGCUAGAAGCUCGGGACUUCCCAGACUCACUGCCUGCCAUGCGCCAGCUACUGGCAGCCUUUGCCUCCUUCCGUGCCCGGGAAAAGCCACCUCGGUGGCAGCAGCGAGGAGCCACAGAGGCCCUGCUCUUCCAGCUGCAGACAACACUCCGAGCCCAAAACCGAAGGCCAUUCCUACCUCGAGAGGGCCUGGGCCCUGCAGAGCUGGCCCAGCGCUGGGCAGAACUGGAGAGGGCAGAGGCCUGCAGGAGCCAGGCCAUGCAGCAAAGGCUGCUACAGCUGGAGCGACUGGACACUCUGGCCCGCCGCUUUCAGUGCAAGGCAUCCCACCGGGAAAGCUUUUUAAAUGACGUAGAGCAGAUGUUAGACCAGGCCAGAGCCUCCCUCACCGACCCAGCCACAGUGGAGGCAGCCACUCAGAGGCUGAGCGUUCUGGAGGCUGCCAUCCUGCCCCAGGAAGGGCGCUUCCAGGCCUUGGGUGAGAUGGCAGACAUCCUCCGGCAGGAAGAGUAUCACAGCUGGGCGGAUAUGGCCCGCAGGCAGAAGGAGAUCACGGGGCGCUGGCGGAGGCUCCUACGGUGUCUACAGGAGGAGAGGAAGCGCAUGGAAGACUCAAAGGCUGUGCUGAGUCUGCUGCAGGGGGUGGAGGCUGUCACUCACCAGCUUGGGGAGCUGCAGGUGUUGGCCAGCUCCACAGUCUAUGGGCAACAGCUGGCAGAAAUAGUGUCGCUGCUGCAGAGCCAUGACCUGCUGGAGGCCCAGGUGUCAGCCCACAGGACCCAUGUGACUCAUCUUGUCCACCAGACCACCCAGCUAGACUCCCAGGGUACCAGUGUGGAGGUGCUGCAGGCUAAAGCCCUAGCACUGGCCGAGCUCCACCACAGCCUGGUGUCUCUUGUCAGAGCCCGACGUACCCUGCUGGAGCAGACCCUCCAGCGAGCACAGUUUCUGCGCAGCUGUGAGGAGGAGGAGGCCUGGUUGCAAGAGCACAGACAGCUAAUGGAGACCGCGGUCCUGGACCGGGACCUCACUCAGAUCGCUACUGCUCUGCAGAAACACAAGGCUCUGGAAACAGAACUCCAUCGCCACCAGGCAGUGUGUGUAGAUCUCAUGCAGAGAGGACGCAACUUCAGUGUCAGAGAGCCCCUGACACAGCCAGAUCCACUGGAAAGGGCAGAAGCAGUGCAGGGAACCUGGCAGCUGCUCUGGGCUGGAGCCGCAAGGCGGCGCGCCCGGCUGCAAACAGCACUGCUAAUUGGGCAGUACUUUUCUGACUCGGCCGAAGCAGCUUCCUGGCUUUUCCAGCGGCAGAAACAACUAGAGAGCGCAUCCUGCGGGAAGGACCAGGCAGACGCCGAGGCCCUGUUGCUGCAACACCUGCGCCUGGAGCAAGACGUGCGCGCCUUCGCGGCGGAGCUGCGCGAGCUAGAGGAGCAGGCGCGGGCUGCCGCAGCCCUAGUGUCACACAUGGUGCACACGGGGACAUGGAAAGGAUCCAGACUUGUCUCUCCUACACCAAAUGAGGAACCUCCAGAAGACUGGAAAAGGCUUGGCAGAGACACCAUUGGAGGACCCCAGGGGGAGACUCAAGUUUUAGCAGCACCAGGCAGCCAUUAUUCACAUCAGCAGAUAGCCUUCUUCUCCAGAGAAGAGGCUCCAAAUACCUGGAAGCUUGAAGAGUUGGGAGACAGUCAGAGCAGGAUGGCCAUCAUCCACAGCAUCGAGAAGAAACCCCAGGUGCUAUCUGCCCUGGGCUUUCUAGGAGAAGGCCCGAGGACAGUUCUGCAGGCUGAGAAUGACGUUCACUUCAACUCCAGCACCAUACUCCAGGCUCAGGCUGACGUGAGCCAGACCUAUGAGAAGCUUAGGGCCCUGGCAAAGCUUCACAGGACCCGACUGGAGGAGUCAAUCGCCCUGUUUAGCUUUUAUAGCUCCUGUAGGGAGCUUCAGUCCUGGCUGGAGAAGCAGACCGCACUGUUCCAAACAUUGCAGCCCCAGGGACACAACUUAGAGGUCAUACAACUCAAAUAUGAGAAUGUUCUCAUGACCUUGGCCACUGGAAAAGGCCACUGGGCAGAGGCCAUCAACACUGCUGAACAACUGAAGCAGAGAUGUCCAGGACACAUCUCGAAAAUCCAACAACAACAGGAGGACCUGAAGCAAAGGUGGCAGCAGCUGGAAGCCCUGAAGGAGGAGAAACUCCUGCAGCUGACACGUGGCAUGGAGGUGUGCAGUCUUUUACAGGAGUCUGAACCCAUACAAGCCCAACUGCUAAAUGUGAUAAGCAGGCUGGAGACUCUGGGAACAAGAAGCUCUGGGGACAGCCAUCAUACCCUACAGCAGACCCAGCAGAAGGUCCUGGUAUUGGAGAAGAAGAUCUCCUACCUCCAAAGAGCAACCAUAGAGGUGAUGGAGUCAGGCUCCCCAGAGAGCAGGCUGCUUUGGGAGCAGGUCCUGAUGCUGCAGUCACUGCUAAAGCAAGCGCAAGGGCAGGUGGCCCGGCAGAUCCAGGUCCAGACUGUGGCUCGGGUUCAGCGAGGCAUCCUCCAGGAGAGCCAGAAGCUGCUGCUGUGGGCAGAGGACAUCCAGGCUCAGCUGUGCAGCAAAGAGGAGCGGCAGGUUGAGGCUUCAGCCCUGCGGCCGCUGAGGAGGCAUGGAACCCUACAGGAGGAGACCUGCCUGUGGGAAGAGAGGCUGCAGCAGCUGGAGGCUCAGGGUCAGCCGGUGGCAGUCUCAGACUCUCCACAGUCCCAGGAGGUGGCCAGCGCUCUAAGGCUCCUAGGCCAGCACAGCCAGCAGCUGAAGGCUCUGUGGGAGCAGAGACAGCAGAAGUUUUGGGAGGGGCUGGAGCUGCAGGGGUUUGGCCAAGAAGUAGAUGAUUUCAUGGCCACCUGUGCCAGCCAUGAGGCCUUACUGCAGCUGGACAACCUUGGGGAGGACAUAAGGGAGGCCCAGAGCCUGCUGCAGCAGCACCAGGGUUUGGGGUGGCUCCGCAGCACCCUGGGAUCACGGGCAGAGGCCCUCCGUGCACGCGGUGAGAAGCUGCUUCUGAGCCAUCCAGCUGCCGUGAGCAAGAUCAGAGAGCUGCUGCACAGUGCCCAGGCCCAGUGGACCAGGGUCCAAGAGAGGAGUGAGCAGAGAAGGGUCCAGCUGCUGGCUUCCCUCCAAUUGCAGGAAUGGAAGCAGGCUGAAGAAGGCCUAAUGCUGUGGAUGGAGGAGAAGUGGCCCAGGGUGGCUGAUGAGCGCUCCCAAGCAGGAAGCAACAUUCUGCAGAAACUCAAGUGGCGCAAAAUAACUAAGAGUGAGCUAUUAGCCUCUCGGAGGUACAUGGAAGAGCUACAGCAGGCUGGGAAAGAACUGUUGCAUAGCAACCCAUAUGCACAGGAGGACAUACAGGACAGACUUCAAAGCCUUAAUCACAAAUGGGAAGAGUUGAACCACAAGAUGGAAGAUCGAGGGGAUAGGCUGCCUCAGACCAGACAGCAGGACCAGCUCCUAGAACUAAUACAGGAUGUCCAGGAGACAAUGGAGCAUCUGGAGGGAGCCCUGCAGAGCACAGAAACCGGGCAGGACCUGUGCUCCAGCCGGAGGCUGCAGAGACAGCAUUGCAAGCUAGAGGACAAGAGCCAGGCACUGGCCAGCAAGAUGGAUGCCCUCAUCUCUCAGACCCACAAUGCAUUCACUUCCUGGACCAUCCUGGAGGAGAGCCAGAAGUGUCACCAGAGGUUCAAGUCCCUGCAGAGCAAGCUAGCCACCCAACACCAGCAACUGCAGGCCUCAGUUGAGCUGUAUGAAUUUAAUCUCCUUAGCAACCUGGAGCUCACAUGGGCAGCUGAGCACAUGCCCAAUGCCGCUCUCAACUGCCCUGCCCAGUGCUGGCAUGAUGCCCACAGCCUUCAACGAAAGCACAAGAUGCUCCAGGCUGAGGUGAAAGGUCAUGUAAGGCACAUGUACAGGGUGCUAAGUUCUGGUCAGCGUCUAGCAGCCUCUGGGCACCCUCGAGCUCAGCAUAUCGUGGAACAGUGCCAGAAGCUAGAAAGCCACUGGGCAGGACUGGAGCAGGCGUGUGAAGAACGUGCACACUGCCUGCAACAGGCUGUCACUGUCCAGCAGUACUUUCUGAACGUGUCAGAGAUGGAGACCUGGGUGGAGGAAAAGCGGCCUCUGGCAAGCAGUCAGGACUACGGCAGUAAUGAGGAAGCUACCAGUGGGCUCAUUAGGAAACACCAGAUGCUCCAGCAGGAGGUAGCUCUUUAUUGGAGCUCCAUGGAAGAUCUCGAGCAGAGGUUCCAGACCCUUGCUGAAUUUGAGGCCCCUGAGCGGUUGGGUGUGGUACGGGAGAAGUUGCAGGCACUACGGAAGCUGGCAGACGAACGGGGGCAGGAGCUGGAGGGGACCCUGAGACUACAUGAGUUCAUGAGAGAAGCUGAGGACCUGCAGAGCUGGCUGUCCAGCAGGAAGCAGGUGGCCAGAGGAGGGGACACCUUUGGAGAGGACCAUGAGCACGUGCUGCAACUCUGCACUGAGUUUACAAAGUUUCAGUACCAGGUUGAAACUGGUGCCCAGCGAGUGGAAACCUGUCGACUGCUGGCAGAGAGCCUACAAGAGCGUGGGCACAGUGCUGCCCCCAAGGCUCACCAGAGGCAGCAGGAUAUACAGGCUUCCUGGUCUGAACUGUGCCAGUUGACCCAGGCCCGAAGCCGUCUGCUCAAUGACGCCGAAAUCACUCUUAGAGUCCACGGAGACCUUCUGGAAGUCCUUACCCAGAUUCAGGAGAAAGCCACAAGCCUCCCUAACGAUGUGGCCCAGGACCUGUGUGGGGUAGAGAACCAGCUCCAGAGACAUGAGAGGCUGGAACGCGAGUUGGCAGGCAUGGAGCAGCAGGUGCAGGAACUGAUGAAGGCUGGAGGCAGAGUGCAGGAGCUGUGUCCAGGAACUCAGGCCCUUGCCGCUGUCCAGCAAAAGCAGCAAGCUGUGACCCAAGCUUGGGAGGCCCUCCAGCUGCGCAUGGAGCAGCGCAAGGCUCAAUUGGAACGAGGAUAUCUCCUGGUCCGGUUCCACACAGCGGUGAGGGACUAUACCUCCUGGGCGGCCAGCGUGCAUCAGGAGCUACAGAUGGAGGAGGCCUCCUGGGAACCCCACAGCCUUUUGCUCAGGCUCAGAGCCCAUCAAUGGCUGUGGGCAGAACUGAAAGCCAAGGAGGAGCUGCAGCAACGGGCCACUAAGAUGGGCCAGCAAGCUCUGCUGGCAGCAGGAACACCCGCUAAGGUCCAGGAUGGGCUUCGAACCCUACAGGAGGAACGCGACCAAGUGUUCCAGGCCUGGGCACUCAAGCAAGAGAAGCUGCAGGCCAUGCUUCAAGAACAGCACCUCCUCAGGCAAUGCGGCCACCUAGUGGAGGUCCUCACAGCCCAGGAGGCAUUCCUAAAAGCCAGUGGCCUGGGGAGCUCAGUGGAAGAAGUGGAGCAGUUGAUCCGAAAGCACGUGAUCUUCCAGAAAGUGCUAGCUCUCCAGGACAAGAAGGAGUCGGCUCUGAAUGAGCAGCUAAAGACGAUUUCAAGCCCUAAGGGGCAGAACCUGUUUUGCCACAUGUUGGAGCACCGGGCUCAAGUGAAGGAACUGGCAGAGAGCCGGGGCCAGGCUCUGCACACCUCCCUGAUGAUAGGCAACUUUGUCAGGGCAGCAACCCAGGCUGAGGACUGGAUCCAGCAGCGGGUCCAGCAACUGAGAGCCUGGAGCCCUCUUGGGAAUCUAAAGGAUUAUCUGAAGCACCUGAGGAAACACCAGGCCUUCAGGGCUGAGGUCCAGGCUCAGGAGCAGAUCUUGACCUCUGUUGCCAAGCAAGGCGAAGAGCUCCUCAGUCAGAGCCACCCUCAAGCUGGAGAGGUCUCCCAGAGGCUGGAGGCCCUGCGGGACCUCUGGGAGAAGCUGAGGCAGGCAGUGACCCUGCAGGGCCAGGCCCUAGAGAACAGAUACAACUUCCAGGAGUUCCUGCAGAGAGUGGACCUAGCAGAGACCUGGAUCCAGGAGAAGGAGAGGAUGGUGAACAGCUGUGACAUUGGCCUGAACCUUGAGCACUGCCUGCAGCUCUGCAGACAAGUCCGCAGGUUACAGGUCACAGUGGAUGAUGCCCACAUCAAGGGAAUCAAAAACUUGUCACUGCAGCUCAAGAACCAGGGCCCUGAGGAAUCCGAGACCAUCUGCCAGCGGCAAAACCAGCUCAACAAUAGGUGGAAGACUUUCCAUGGCAACCUGCUCCUCUAUCAGCAGCGGCUUGAAGCAGCCCUGGAGAUACAUAGAUUGUCCAGGGAACUGGAUGACGUUAUUGAGCGGCUCAGGGAGAAGGAAUCCCUGAUCUGGGCCCCAGAGGGCACUGAAGAUUUGGAGAAUGUGCAGAGGCUAUCAUGGAGACAGAAAGUGCUGCAGCAGGAGAUGGGCCUCAUCCAGACCCAGGUGGAGUCUCUUGAAGGUAGGAUUGGCCGGCUCUGCAAGGAAAGUCCCGAGGUUGCCCACAGCCUCAGACAUAAGCAGCAAGAAAUGAUGGACAGCUGGUGGAAGGUCUGGAGCAAAGCCCAGAACAGGAGGGAGUUGCUGGAUGUGGGCCAUGAAGUUCAGAAACUCCAGACCCUGCUGCAGGAUCUGCAGGACUGGGCCCGGGGACUACAGGCUGAGAUGGCCACACAGGGCACCCCCUGCAGCCCUGUGAGAAUCCAGUACAUGUUGGAAGAGUACCGGGCAUACAAGGUUGAGCUGGACAUCCGAACAGAGAGCCUUAACCUGGUCCAAAGCAUGGGGCAGCGGCUGCUUGCAUCUGGCUACCCACAGGCCUCUGAGAUUCACCAGACCCUGGCCGCUGUAGAGCAGGGGUUGAGUAGCUUGCGGGAAUCCUGGCAGGGCCGGCAACAGCAGCUACAGCAGGCCUUGGAGCAGCAGCUGUUUCUGGGCUCUGUGGAAAAGGCGGAACGCUGGCUUGACAGUGAAGAGGCCUCCCUGGCUAGUGAGGGAGUGGCGGACCCCUUGGUCACUGUGGAGACCCUUCUGUCAAAGCUCAAGAGGCAUGAGCAGGGCCUGAAGGCCCAGGCCGAAAAGAUCCGUGCAUUGGAGGCCACAGCCCACAGCCUGCACCAGGGUGGACACUCUGAGGCGCGUAGCAUCCUGGACAGAUGCCAGGCCCUGCUCCUGAGGACAGAGGCACUCACAGAGCAAGCGAGGGCCCGGGGACACCAGCUGGAGGAGCUGCGGAAGCUUCGGACAUUUUUGCAGGAUUCCAAUGAGGUAACUGCAUGGCUGAGGGAGAAGAGCCUGGCGGCUCUGGAUGAGGGCCAGCAGGACCCAGCCACGAUGCAAACACAGUUGCAGAAGCAGCAGAAUUUCCAGGCUGAGCUGGACGCCAGUGUUCACCAACAGCAGGAGGUCCAGAUGGAGGGGCAGAAGCUGCUACAAGGGGGCCACCCGGCCUCAGAGACCAUCCGGGGGCAACUGGAAGAAUUAGGAGGCCUCUGGGAUGAGCUGCAGACCAACUGCCAGAGGAAGAUGGCCAGACUACAGGGGGCCCUCAAGGUCCUGCAUCUGCAGAGAAUGCUGAAGGAACUGGAGAAGUGGCUGGAGCACAUGGAAGCAGAGCUGAGAGUCCCUGUCAGAAGCCAGGCGCUGCCUAGAGUGGGCGAACUCCUGGGAGCCCAGGAGGAGCUGGAAGCAGCCAUGGACAGGCAGGCCAAGGAAGUGCAAGAGUUGCAGGGCCAGUCCCAAGCCUGCCUCCAGGAAGGCCACUGCCUCGCCAAAGAUGUGGAAGAGCAAGCCCGGCAGCUGCUUCAGAGGUUUCAGAGCCUUCGGGAGCCCCUACAAGAGCGCAGGGCAUCCCUGGAAGCCCAAAGGCUCCUCUUACAGUUCUUCAGGGAUGCUGAUGAGGAAAUGGCCUGGGUGCAGGAGAAGCUGCCCUCAGCCACAGCCCAGGACUACGGCCAGAGCCUUAACACUGUGCGCCACCUGCAGGAGAAACACCAGAAUUUGGAGAAUGAGAUCCAUAGCCACAAGGCUCUGAGCCAGGUGGUGACAGGUACAGGGCACAAGCUCAUACAGGCAGGGCACUUUGCCACUGAAGAGGUGGCCGCCCGGGUGCAGCAGCUGGAGGUGGCUCUAAACCGCUUAGAGACAGAGGCCGCACAGAGGAGGAGGAGACUGCAGCAGGCCCUGGAGGCCCAGCAGACUUUGGUGGAGCUCCUGGAAGCAGGAUCCUGGCUGGCUGAACGGGACCAUAUUCUGGACAGUGAGGACCUGGGCCAGGACGCUGAGGCCACACAGGCUCUUCUGCGGUGCCUAGAGGCCACCACAAGAGACUUGGAAGGGUUCAGCAGUCGCAUUGAGCAGUUACAGCAAACAGUUGCCCUUCUGGAGAGUGGACAGACCCCAGGCAGUCCUAGGGUGCUGGCCCAGCUGCAGGCUGUGAGAGAGGCCCAUGCACGGCUGCUGCAGAGAGCAGAAAGCAGGGGGGAGGCGCUGCGUGAACAGCUGCACCUGUACCAGCUGGAGCAAGAGGCCUUGCUCCUGGAUGCCUGGCUGACCACCAAGCUGGCCGUCGCUGAGUCUCAGGACUAUGGACAGGAUCUAGCAGGCAUCAAGGUGCUGGAAGACAUGUUUGGUGCUUUCAACAGAGAAGUCCAGAGCCUGGGCCAGGCCAAGAUGCAGACCCUGAGGGAGCGGAUGGCUUCCCUAGAAAGAGGAGCACCCAGGUUCUACCCCCAGAUUCAAGCUCAGAAGUGUCGCGUCCAGGCCGCUUGGGAGGGGCUGAACAAGGCAAUCAAAGUCCGUACAGAGAACCUGGCAGCAGCCUGCGAUCUCCGGAGCUUUGAGCAGGCUGCCUCGGAGCUGCAGAGAUGGAUACAGGAGAAGACCACCCUGCUGGAGGAAGCAUUCCAAGUCCACAGCCUGUCACCUUCACAGCCCCUUCUGCAGCAGCAGCAGCAGCAGCAGCAGCAGCAGCAGCAGCAGCAGCAGCAGCAGCAGCAGCAGCAGCAGCAGCAGCAGCAGCAUAGGCGCCUGCAGAGAGAACUGAGGGCUAUUGAAAAAGAGGUGUCAAGAGUGCAGAUGGAGGCCCAUCGGCUCGGCCAGCACUACCCUGUGGCUCAGGGGAGUCUUAGUGAGUGGCUCACCAAGGUGCAGGGGGCCUGGACCAACCUGGAGGCCAAAGUCCAGGAAUGGAGCCAGAAGCUGUUGCAGGCUACCCAGGGCCACACCUUUCUUGGGAGCUGCCGGGAAUUGCUAGCGUGGGCUCAGGAGAUGCAGGAGCUGCUUUCUAAGGAGAAGCAGGCUGGGGAUGUGGUGGGGGCCAAGCAGUUCCUUGAGCAGCAUGAGGCGCUGGAGCAAGAGAUUCAGGAACGCUGCCUUCAAGCCCAGACCAUACGGCACGAAGGGCAGCAGCUGCUGGACAACGGCCACUUCCUGUCCCCAGAGGUGGCAGAGUGUAUGCAGGAGCUGGAAAGACAUCUGCAGGAGCUUCAGGUAGCCUGGGCCCUGCGUGGACAACGCUGGGAACAGACCCGGAGCCUGCAACAGCUGCGGCAGAGGCUGGAGCUGGCUGAGGCUUGGCUGGCCUCCUGGGAGCGCCUGCUGCUGGACCCCAGCUGUGGGCACUCGGUGUUGGAAGUGGAACGCCUGCUCUACAGACACGAGGGCUUAGAAAAGCUGCUGGUGGCCCACGAGGAGACAUUCAUUCAGCUUCAGACGAUGACAGAGGAGGCAAAGGGUGGUCAUGUCACGGAGGCAUCUGUGGAACAGCAGCCCCCCACAGAAGGGAGGCAGCCCAGAACCAGCUUCCCAACCAGCAGCCAUGGGAUCUUGGCAAGGGGAGCCUCGAGCCCAUUCUCAGAUAUGAGGAAGGCAGAAGUGCCAAGUGGCACUGGGGAACUGGCUUACGUGUCCCCCCUUGUACCUGAGGAGACUGAAUGUGAGAGGCUGGAGGACAGAAGGCAGACUUUCUUCCCAAGGUCUAAACCUUAAGAUGAAUCCUCAGUCAACACCAAUCCUCGGGGCUACCAGUGGAGACACACCUGGGAACCACUCGACUACUGACCCAAAGGUACCCUCCCCAGGGCUGCUCAGGACCAGUGUGCAGAACACAGCUCCUGUCAGAGGACAAGCAACUGAUGUCGCAAGUCACUGGCUAUGCCUGAGAUGAACCAUGGCUUCAUUGCAAGAUCUCUGGGCAAAGAUGGCAACCUGUGACAGGACCGGAACGUCCAUGCUCGAGGCCUCUUGGGAAGGGACCUGCUUUCAGAGUGGAAGUAACAGCCUGGUACAGCAGAUACUCUUGGGACAGUGCCACAAGCACCUCCCGUUUAUAAGCACCCCUGUAACAUGUCAAAUGUUCCGUGUCACAGUGUCCCGUCUCUAACGAGCCCCAAGUCCAUCCAUGGAUGAUGGCCAUAGCACCUCUGCUUGCAGCUUCCAGCCUAGACUCUGUGACAGGGCUGCUGACAUGUUAGUGUCACUUGUGGAAGUCCCAGACACACCUUUGUGGAGCUGUGCCUGGACAUCAGAGUUUCCAGAGUCUCUGGAGCAGUUGGUGAUGCUGGUCUUGAACUCGGAGCAGAAGGGGAAAGGAGUUAAAGACCAAGAGUGACCCAGGCAGGAGCCCAGCCAGGGUAGCUCAGCUGUCACUCCGGCCUAAACUGUUUGCGCUUUCUCCGCCGCUGCACGGCCUGGUGCAUGGCCUCCCGCAGCCGAUCCUGGUUGUUGCAGAUGUUGUAAUGCGUCAGCCGUAACAGCUUGUCCACAUC